AUGGACCGCCGAACUUAUGAGAGCCCUAUGGAUUGGGAAUAUCAGGGGACUGGCCCUGUUGACAUAACUAGUCCCUUCACACACAUUGCACGAAACAAUCCUAAGAAUAGCAACAUUUUUUCAUCACCAGCGAAACAUGCGCCACAGCGCUCGCUACCAAACACCCAAAUUCCAACUACACCCUCUAGACACCAAGUGUCCGCCCCUUCCUCAUCAUUCUUCACUCCGAGGAUACCUGUUGUGCAGCCGGCACCACCAUUCAGAAACCCUGCGUUCACAACACCACGCCGACCAUUCGAUGAUAUUGCCUUGUCAGAGGCAUCGGGGGCGGAGAGCAGCCCCGCCUUCACAGAGAACUCCGACUUUCCAAACGAUACUCCCGACAUAGAUCGUAUAGGCGACCUAAACAUGGCUACGAUCACCCCUUCUCGAAUUGACAAAGGCCUCCGCUAUGCUAAGAAUAGUAUGCAGCCGAGACGACAUGCUGCCGGCAGGGGUGAAAUUCCACGUCCCACGAAGGAUCACGGCGUUGUCGAUUUUGUUCGGAAGCGCAAGAAGCGCAAUUAUGAUCGUGACUCGGGCAGCUCCCGAAACCGGCAUGGCUGGGUCGAUGACUCUGACCUUGACUCUGAGGACAGUAUAGUGCGGGAGCGCAUGAACCCGGAUUUUGCUGAACAGGCCCAUAAGCUUAUCCGUCUGUCUCUGCAUCUCAUUUUAGUAGGGUCUAUCAUGUUCGUUGGCUGGAAAGGCUACAGCGCCGUUUCAGCGGAUAUCACUACGGCAAACCGAGCAGCGCAGGCUGCCAGACUAAACAAAAUUGCCGAGUGCACAAAACAGUAUCGAGAGAACCAAUGCGUACAGAAUCUUCCGGCGCUUAGGGAACUCUGUGAGCAAUGGAAGAAUUGCAUGACAGACGAUCCGGAGGCCAUCUUCAUGGUUAGAAAUACAAUCAAGGAAGUAGCGUCGAUCCUCAAUGAAUUCUCAGGGAGAUGCAUCUUAAGGCUUGGGGCUUCUUCUUUCUGGCUAUCAUAA
Parascedosporium putredinis is the source of this 1032-nucleotide messenger RNA. The record is from the annotation of a GenBank genome assembly. NCBI's taxonomy places the organism in Eukaryota, Fungi, Ascomycota, Sordariomycetes, Microascales, Microascaceae.